AUGACUGACAUCUCCACUAAACCUCGCGACCAAAUUGACCCUAACGCUACAACAACCGAAUCACUAACACUGAAUGAGAUGGUUGAGCAACAUAACACCUCUGAGCGUUACAAGUUGCUCGACGCCGACAUCAAGCAGUUUCUGCUGGAUAUGCAGGAGAAACAUGGCGUUCCUCAGAGCGUCGUCAUCGAGCGUUGCGGUGGCAAGAUCGCCAGAUACUGGAAGUCGAGCCACGCAAGAAAUGCUUGGAACUUUGUCAGUAACAAUAAAGUUGCUGCUGAUAACGUGGCUGUUGAUGGCGGUGAUAGUAAUUCCGCUUCUGGUCGCGGUCGUGGACGUGGUCGUGGACGUGGACGUGGACGUGGACGUGGUCGUGGACGUGGUCUUGGCAAUAGCAGUAACAGUAGCAGUAGCAGUGCUGUUUUGUCUUCAAUGGGUGACCAGGAUGGUGAGGCCCCACCUAGGGAUGUCACCUCCAGCGAUGGAUCGGUUAUAAAGAUGGAUCGGUUGAAGGAAAUGUAUGCCGGUUUAAGCGAUGACGAAAAGGCGCAGUGGCAGAAAAAGGCAGAAGAUCACAACAAGCAGAAUCUCCUGGAAGGAUUGAUCGACGAUGACGAUCUUGAAAUGAGACGCGAGAAAUUGCUCAAAAUUGCGCGUCGCCAGAUUUCUUUGGCAUGGAGUAUGCGCCAGCACCAGUCCAAGGAGCAUAGUAUAGCCUCUCCAGGCUUGAGACGUGGCCACAAGUCCCAGAAGACAGAAGAGGAAAAAGAGGAACGGCGUAUGCGUGCAAGAGAGAGCUACUAUGCCAAUAAAGACGACAGAAAAGACAGGCAGAAGCAUAAGCACUGGAUUAAGAAGGCGAAGGAGUGGCGAAACGCCUUCAGAAUGGAUGGCAAGGCCGUUGAAGUGCAAGUCCGCAGCUACAUGUCUCUGAACGAUCUCAAACUUGAGCGUGCAGCUGUCAACGACUAUGUGGCAUUGCCAGCAACAGAGCAGGAAAUCUUGUUCUACGAUUGCAAAUCAGCAAUCAACAACGUCAACAAGCUCGCCCUAGGAACCAACGUUCCAAUUUUCCGUGGUGCUAAGUGGUCUGGCCGGGUGAAUUGGACUCGCCAUGAGGAUGACGCGGUGUCGUCGUGCUCGGAAGCACUUACAGACGAUGAGGAGGAGGAGAAGAAGAGGAUACCGACAGCCACACGGAUGUCUCAGAACUGGAGAGCGAUAGUAACAGCAGCAACGUUGACUACGACGACUACUAGUUCGAAAUGA
This is a messenger RNA of Zychaea mexicana, 1269 nucleotides long. RefSeq lists its product as uncharacterized. Lineage: Eukaryota; Fungi; Mucoromycota; Mucoromycetes; Mucorales; Lichtheimiaceae. The transcript is spliced from 6 exons. Bases 1 to 1269 code for a protein of 422 amino acids. The record is from RefSeq and is a predicted model, not a curated record.